Messenger RNA from Gallus gallus (chicken), 5833 nucleotides. It is a transcript of the gene LSAMP, whose product is annotated as limbic system-associated membrane protein. Gene Ontology annotation, biological process: homophilic cell-cell adhesion; synapse organization. NCBI's taxonomy places the organism in Eukaryota, Metazoa, Chordata, Aves, Galliformes, Phasianidae. The coding region runs from base 511 to 1563 and encodes 350 amino acids. The record is from RefSeq and is a predicted model, not a curated record. The transcript has 8 exons. Gene Ontology annotation, cellular component: neuronal cell body; plasma membrane; axon. Gene Ontology annotation, molecular function: axon guidance receptor activity.
GGGAAAGUGGGUUAGGAAGGGAGCUGGGAGCUGCACAGCUACGCACCGGAGCAGGACCGGCCAGGCGCGCAGCCGGCGGCACGGGAGCUGCGCUCUUCUUCUUUUUUUCCACCCCUUCUCCAUCGCUCCAGACGGGUUGAUUUAAUUGCCGCUGGGUUUUGCCGCCUGACUUUUGCGUCGUUUUGAUCUGCCUUUCUGACACGCGCACGCUCCUCUCUUUUCUUUUUCCCUCUCUUUUCCUACGCCGAAGGUUGCGCUCAGACUUUUGUUUUUGGGGGAAGCCCUUGAAAAGGGAAAAGAGGGGGGGAAGAAGCCGGCGAGAGACCGCAAAGAGCACGAGAAAGUGGCAGCCGAGGGCUGUGAAAUCACCUCCCCUUUCCGGGGCUGUCUGUCAGAGCGAGAGUUGUACAUUAUUGUUACCGGUUUUCUUUCUCCAUCCAUCCAUCCGUCCGUCCACAUACGCGCGCGGAGAGAGACGAGUGCAGGCAGCGAAACUCACCGAGACCAGCCAUGGUAGCGAGGGCUCAGCCUGAUCGGAAACAAUUACCACUGGUCCUACUGAGAUUGCUCUGCCUUCUCCCCACAGGGCUGCCAGUCCGCAGCGUGGAUUUUACCCGCGGCACCGAUAACAUCACCGUGAGGCAGGGGGACACGGCCAUCCUCAGGUGUUUUGUAGAAGACAGAAGCUCCAAGGUGGCCUGGUUAAACCGUUCUGGCAUCAUUUUUGCUGGAGAGGACAAGUGGUCCCUGGACCCUCGAGUAGAGCUGGAGAAGAGAAGCCCCCUGGAAUACAGCCUGAGGAUCCAGAAAGUGGAUGUCUAUGAUGAGGGGUCCUAUACGUGUUCAGUGCAGACACAGCAUCACCCCAAGACUUCCCAGGUUUACUUGAUUGUGCAAGUUCCACCAAAGAUCUCCAAUAUCUCCUCGGACAUCACCGUGAAUGAAGGCAGCAAUGUGACCCUGGUUUGCAUGGCAAAUGGGCGUCCAGAGCCUGUCAUCACCUGGAGGCACCUCACCCCAACAGGAAAGGAGUUCGAAGGUGAGGAGGAGUACCUGGAGAUCUUGGGGAUCACGCGAGAGCAGUCGGGCAAGUAUGAGUGCAAAGCUGCCAACGAGGUUGCUUCGGCAGAUGUCAAGCAAGUCCGGGUCACUGUGAACUACCCUCCCACCAUCACAGAGUCCAAGAGCAAUGAGGCGGCCACGGGACGACAAGCCUUACUCCGCUGCGAGGCAUCAGCAGUGCCCACGCCUGAUUUUGAGUGGUACAGGGAUGACACCAGGAUAAACAGUGCCAAUGGUCUGGAGAUAAAGAGCACAGGGAGCCAGUCUCUGCUGAUGGUGGCCAACGUCACUGAGGAGCACUACGGGAACUACACCUGUGUGGCUGCCAACAAGCUGGGAGUCACAAAUGCCAGCCUAUACCUUUACAAACGAGUUUUACCCACACUCCCCAAUCCUUUUCCAGGACCCGGCACGGGGAGAGUAGACAAUGGCUCCGUGAGCUUGGCCGUCCCACUGUGGCUGUUGGCAGCGUCCCUGCUCUGCCUACUCAGCAAGUGUUAAUACAAGUCAAAAUUAAGAAUAAUAAUAAUAAUAAUAAUAAUAAUUAAAAAAAAAAAAUACCAACACGACAACGACGACGACGACGACGACGACAACACACAAAACAAAAUGCAUUAUACAGGAGACAGAGCGAAGAGAGGAGAGAGAGAAAAAAGAGGGGGAGAGAGAAGAAGCGAGAGGACCGUUUCUAUCACAGCAACUUCUGCCUGUUCAGGAGCAAAGAGGGGGGAGAGGAAAAAUCACAGCAGGACCACUCAGCACCACUUACCUGAUUUCCGACCGCCGGCCGUCACAGCACCGACCUCACAAGGCGAGGGGCAAACGGGGCACCCGCAGCGCCCAUGGAGCCAGAGGAUGCCGCGCUGCAGCCGCGCCGAUGACACCCGCUGAGCGAAUCGAAUCGAAGAGCCCUUUUCUUUUCUCUCCUCCUCGCUGUUUUCCAUACUCCUCACCUGCCUCCCUCCCUCCCUCCUCUUUCUUUCUUUCGCUGAAAGAGGUCUUUGCUUCGGUGUCUAUAGCCACUUAACUUUUUGGAUGCCCUUGGUCGUUUUUUUUUUUUUUUUUUUUUUGUGAGCCGAUGCUCAGGCACUUCAUACUUUUGGGAAAAAAAAAAAAAAAAAAAAAAGGAAAAAAAAUAAUAAUGAACAGAGCAAGUUAUCAAAGCUCUCCACACACUGGUGUCCUGUGAAGAACCCCUUCCUCUCUUCGCAUCAUCAUCCCAUGCUCCUGUGCACUUUGCUAAACGCCUUCUGUCCUGCACCCUCCCUCACGCAACAUCCCGCUCUGGCCUGAAGGAAAGCUGUGUCCCUCCAACCCAGCCUGCUCUUUUAUUUGCUUUUUUUGAUUCUCUCCCUCUCCCCCUCAGUGUGGCCAAGUGUCUUUCUGCAGUGUGUGCCUGCGUGCGUGCGUGCAUGCGUGUGUGUGUGGCCCUUGUGCUCUGUCUUCUCUUUCUCUCUUUCUCCUGCUCUCUCUAAGCAUGCCGAAGGAACAGUCCAUGUGUACAUAACGCCCAUCCCACUGUAGAUAAUGUCCUGCCUUGUCAGUGUGAGACCACACGCUGAGAGAUCUCUCGGGCUGAGAAGAGGACUGAGGAGAGAGGAGCAGCUGCAGCUCGGGGCCCUGUGGUAGCCCCUCUCCGUAGUGCCUGGCCACCUUGACAGCAGGAGUCAUUCUGCAUCCUUUCUUCACCCUUUUUUCCCUGCCACCCACAUCCGUCUGGCUCUCAGCCUUUACGUACCGGCAGAGCAGCUCAUGUGGGUGUGAACCCCACAGUGUGAUCGUUCCUAAAUAGAACCAGUGCCCCCCCCUUCUGUUGUUGUCUUACUGUGUGUUUUACACCGCUGCCAGGAUGAAGCUCACUUUGCAGCUUACACGUGUGAAACAAAUUGGGUCAGAAAAUGUCCAGGACCUGUGAAUGUAAGAAUAAAAGUAAAUAUCAGAUCCAAAAUUCUGGGCUUAGCCAGAAGGGGCUUCAAGAGGUACGGCGAAGAAGUAGGGUACACUCUUCCCUUUUCCUGUCUGCAGGGUGCUGGGCCUACUGGAGAGGGCUGUUGCUUCCAGACACAUCCCCUGGAAAUGCCAUGCAGGUGCUUGGCACUGCCAGGCCUCUAAGCGCCUGCAAGCUGGCUUUUCCCUCUUUUGCCUAUGAGUGGGCAUAGCAGUAUCGUGCCCAGCAACUUGCACACCCCAAGGCCUGGUGCCUUCCUCCUGGCUGCCAGGCUCAGCUGCUGGGGCAGCAGCCAGCAGGCAAUUCAGCAGGCAGCCAGGGUAGUGAGGAAAUGAGAAAGGCUGAGGGCUGGGUGGCGACAGACUUGCUGUAGGCCUGCUGUGGGCUUGAGUGGUGUUAUAUUAUGCUCAGUCUCUGGGCCUUGGUGCCAUCGUGUCCCAUAUCCCUUGGAGCAUUUGUAUGCCCAUGUCACUGUGUCUGCGUUUCAGGAGAUCUGCGUCACUCAGCACGUUGGGCACAGCUCCAGAUUUCCUGCUGCAGCAAAGGCUCCUUGUCCUCUGCGGGCUGACCCUGCAGCUGCAGGCUGAUGCUGCUCCCAAAUCUGGGGCUGGGAAGACUCCACAUAGCCAGCAUGUCUGGCUCCCCCUGGAUCUGCUGUCACCAGGCUACCCCUCGGGUCUGGGUUAAGUCCUUCUUGUUUAGGUUGAGGUUCUCUUCCAUGGCAGCCUGUUGGUCACUGUGAGGUCUGUCCUGUAUUGUGUCUUGCACAGGUCAGAGCCCUGCUGGGGUGGUGCUCGCGUGCUAUGUCCUCAUGGGUUUGAGUGUUUUGAAGAGUUUUGAGGGGAUUAUUAUUAUUUUUUGAAGAAAGCACAGAGGCUUUUGGUUUAAAGACAAACAUGUUACUAAAAGCAGGACACCCAAUUCCUGGAGCCAUCUGCUUCUUCACUGGAGGAAACGGCCACAACCUCGAUGCUGGCUUCUGGUCUUUCCUGCAGGAUGUGCACAGAUCUGUGUCCUGCUUGCGUGGCUGUGAGGCAGGCUUACAGCACAUCUACCCCAGGUGUGCCCCAUGGGUGCUGCAGGCACCCCACUCCCCCUGAGCUCUAGCAGGAAUUACGCAGAGCAUCUGCCAAGACAAGAGCUCAGAUGAAUAUGGGAAACACAAGGUCAGCUGCUCUCCCUUCCUUGCCCUUUGGCCAUAUCUCAGGCCCUUUCCUCUGGAGCUCUCUUUCUCCGCAUUCAAAUUCCUGCCUCCCCAUCCCCUGCAGAUAGCUGUGCUCUUGCCUCCCCCUGCCUCUUGUCUGCCUCGGGACUGGAGAGGGGGGGUUUGGAACAGGACACCAGUUCCUUGAGCUUGUCAGUGUCAUUGUGUUUGGUCGAUGGAGAUUUAACAUUUAGUGUUAUAAAAAGAAGCGAACGAAAUGAAAAAAAAUAAAAAUAAAAAAUAAAAAAAAAAUGUAUUUCUUCUACCGGUUUGUAAAUAUUCCAAGAGUUACAUGAAAUGUCUGGUAAUGUCCAAGCAGAGGAACAAAGACUUAGAUUUAAUAUAUGGCCCCGUACUUGCUAGCAGAUUUCAAACCCUUUUGGAUGGCCAAGCGGAGGGUGGAGGCAAGUCUUUCUGGAAGGAGCUGGGCAGCGGGAGUGCUACCCCAGCCCUACGACAGCGUUGCUUGGCACGUCUGCUGGGUGGCAGGCGAAGCAGGCAGUAUGGGACUCUGCAGCUGACACCUGUACCAUGACACUUGUGCUCAUUUUUGUUCAUUUCCAGCCCGGCAGCUGGUGGGUACGUUGCUCAGUGAUGCACCCUCCCCCCCCCCUUUCCUCCUCUCUUCACCAGUGACGUUGUGUCGCCUCAUGCUAGCACUGAGUGCAUGUUAACGUGCCAUUCAUGAAGAUUUCAUUGGUGACAUGCAUUGUGUUGAGAGUUGGUCUUUGUCUGCACAACUUUCUUACGCCACUGACUGUCGCUGCUUAGGCAGACCUCAUGUACUGCUGCCUGCUCCCCUCUUGGUCAAAGAAAGCCUGAAUACCACCAGUGAUCCUUAGCUCCGGGUGCAUCCUGGCCAUGCCCCCAACCACCUGGCUGAGCAACCUCAUUUGCAAUGUCCAAGUCCCCAGCACAGAUCAAGUUAGUCAUGCCAUCAUCUGAAUGGGAGCUGCACGUCCGGAAGGGAUCUUGGGGGAGCAACAGCGAGUUCUGAGGAUUCAAGAGCAUUUUGGAAAGAGGAUUUGGGAAGUCAGAGGAGCUGCAUUUGAGUCCUCCUCAGCCUGCCAUUGUUCAGCUCCAUCUUGUGCUACAUCUUCUUCCUCCCCUAAUGAUGGAGAUCAUGGGCAAGGAUAGCAACUCUCCUCCUCCCACACCUCUGAUCCAAGCACACUGACCGGUCACCCGCACCAUCAUGGUGCUUGAUGUGAUGUAGCAACAGUGACAGUCCCGUGGAGGAGGUGGUGGCGGAACCUCCCCCUCUCUCUCCUCCUGCUGCAUGAUCUCACCGCUUCUCUGGCUCCAGAACUUCUUGAGCUAGGGAUGCUAGAAGCAAACUGUCCCAUGGAAAGAGCAGAAUGUCAGGCAGGGAAGCAGAGGUGAAACUGGAUGGUAAUUUCCAAGGUGUGAUGGCAGUGGGAAUGGGUAAGGAUGACUGCUGCCCAUCACCCAUGCACAGAGCUCCCAGGCACACCAACGGGCAGACUGUGCCUCUCUCUCAUCACUGGUCAUAGAGUGGCUUCAUUUCCAGUGGGAUGCCCAGAAGAUGUUUUAUUUUAAACUGCAUGACUCCUGCUACAAAGAGCUGUGUCACACCAUUAAAGCCUCUUUCUCUUUUC